CAUCAAGGUUAAUAAUUCAAAUCAUUAACUGUCAAAUCAAAAUUUUUGUGUCGAAAUACCCGCAUAGUUCCUUCAUCUUUUCGUAUCCAAAAUUUAUUGUGUCAACUGUCCAUUAGCAUCAAAAUUUUCUGUUCGCAACAUCCGACUAGCAUCAUGGGCAUAUUCACCAGAAAGAAGCAGUACCUCCAUAAAGCACUUCCGGAAGGCAUCAGUAACACGUCGACCCCUGCUAGCCAAGAUGGUUGUGGCUCCGUUGACGAACUAUGUUCAUCUACUCACUUAGUUUCGCCAACGUCUAAUCAGAUGGUUCCUCUACCCGUGUCAACGAGUAGCUACAUCAGCAAGCCGUGGAGUAAGACCGCUCUGGGGCCCUUAUUGUCAAAGGCGACGAGCAGUGUCCGUUCCCAGUCUCUAUCCAAAACGCCUUCGAAGCCUCUUAAGUAUCAAGUAAGGUCGAUGACUAGAGCGGACGACCGUUCCGAGAUAUUAGAGACUAUUGUCGAUAACGUCGAAUAUCCAGAGAUUGAAGAAGGUACCAAGGAUACUGAUCUUGAAGAAUGUUCCAAAAAUGCAGAUCUUGGAGGAAGCUCCACCGAUGCAGAUGUCGUUCCACCGUUUUAUAAGACCGUUGCAGAAACUCCAAAACCCAAAGCGAGUAACAACAAACCUGUUCCGUCUACCGCACCAAAACCGCUACCAUACUGUAAGCCACAGUUGAAACCAUGUUGCAAAAGAAUGCCUCAAAAGCCAGCUCAAAAGCACGCUAGAUCAAACAUACCUCCGGUACCGGUAAAAUCCUCAAGAUCGGUAAACUCAACGAUAUCCAGAUCAGGUUAUCCUGCGAAGUCCUCGAGAUCUGGAAGCAUGGCGCUUCCAGCCAGGAGUUUGAAGACGCCAAAUGGUGGUAACCCAGCAGCUGUGUUUUGUUGUGGUGCCGAAGCUUUCAGCAAUUGUCCACCUAGGAGGGUGGAAUUCCAAGGGUACCAUCGUCCAGAACUUCAGGAUGUUGGAGUGUCAGCCAGUUUACGUCUCGUUUCAGACCCAGGCGAUCCAGUCUUAGCAGAAUCAACAGCAUCCCUUCAUUCAGCCACAAUCAAAUCUCACCAUAGCCAAAGAUCUAACGCGGGCAAAUCUGGAACGAGUCUAGCAAAUGAUCAUGAUGUAGGUGACGAAUCGUAUGAAGACUACGAAAACGAAGAUCAACUUGAAUAUAAACCUUCGCCGACGUGCCAAGUGCAGUGCUGUUGUGCCAGUUGCUGUCCUCCGCCAGAUACUUGCAACUUUUUUAGGAUGCCUCCGUUACCGCCGUGUCAGUAUGCUGCACAACAGUAUAGGCCCUGCUGCGGAUGUUGCGGCGAUUCAGGGCCAGGGAUGACGACGCCGGAAUGUCUAUGUCGCUGUCAAUGUCGCAGACCGUGUGAGGUUGAACCUAAGUGUCCAUAUCCGCGUCAAUGUCGCAGACCGUAUGAGGUUGAACUUGAGUAUCCAUGUCCCUGUAGAUGUCGAAGGUUGUGUGAAUGUGAGAUAUGAUAUCCGCGGUCAUGUAGUGGCAGUGAGGGUAAUAGGUGUUGUAGACCGAAAUCGAGAGAGCUUAGAGGAGGCAUACUCACCACGGGCUGUUUCUGCAAUAGAAAAAAUGGUUUGCAGGAUGACUGCCCUAGAACUGGCUGUCAAGGGGCGCCACCAUGCAUGACGCAACCGAAUCCAACCUGUAAAAACCAGCAAUUUUCCCAAGGGAAGCAUCUGGAAGAAAAAUGGGAAAAGAAGGAGAAAACUGAAACUAAAGUGUGUUAUUGCACAACCUAUCAAUCUGCUUAUGGAACGAAGGCUAGAUGCGGACCUUGUUGCACUGUCCAGGUAACCAAGAUCAAGGAACUUACCACCAAAAGCAGCGAGAUUCGGAGACACAGUACUAGCAACACAUCAAAGCCCAGCUUCUCUUCGAGUAUCAGCUGCCAUUCAACAGCUUCAGCUAGCCCGCAACAGCUACAACAGCAAAGGUGUCACAUCGGCGACCAUAGCGACCAUUGUCCCAGCGGAUGCAUGGAUUGGUGCAAUUGCGGGAGUAGGAUUGACAGACAAGUGACUUGUCAUACGCCGCCUAGGAUCGUGCCUAACAUACCUCAAUUGUCAUCUGGUUUUGCGAUACCGUGUGUUAAUCCGUUGAUCGGUAUUCCGUGUCAUACGAAUAAUUGUAACGCGGAAACGGGUUGUGAGACAAAUGGAAAUGGUUAGAGAAUGUUUUUUUGAGGCUACAACUUAAUGAUUUUCUGAAAGUAGUAUUUAUACGGUUUAAAGAGGAGAUCGAUGAGAAUGGAACCGAUGCAAACAAGCAUAGUCUGCAAAAAUCAAAAGUUCGUCGCUUGUUAGCCUGCCAAGUAAGUAUCAAAAUUGCUUCAAGAUCAACUAAGUAUAAAAUACUCUUCAGCGUCUUGUAGGGUAAGGUUCGAGCAUUAACAUAGACACUCGGUGACCUCAAACAUAAUGAUAUUUUCAAACCUAUUAUCGUUGCUAUUUUUAGAGAUCGUCGAUACCAUUGAAUGAUAAAGUGCUUGUUCAUGUAUUUUGAAAACUUUGAGAAUUUUUAAAAUAUUGAAAAUUCUGAAUAUUUUGGAAAUUAUUAAGAUUCUGAAACUUUUGGAAAUUAUGAAAAAUCUGAUAAUUUUGAAAGUUUCAAAAAUGUUGAAAAUUUUUAUGACAAAUUAGAAUGAAAGCUACUUAUUUUUCUGUGAUAUGCAGCCAUAGCUAAUAUAAGGGUACAAGCUGUUCCAAAAACUAAUAUUAGGUUGGGUAUGGGUAAAAAGGCAUGCAGCCUGUAUGGAAAUUACCUUCAAUCUGAUUCAGAUAUUUGAAAUUAUAGGUACCAAAAGCAUUAGCGACUCCCAAGCUGGGAUUCGUUACUUUCAUUUCUUAUUAACCCUACUUUGCAAUUACAAUACCAGAAAGAAUAUUGCGACGUAUGAAUUCUAAUAUGUUGCCUAUAAUUACAAAAUUGUACGACCGGAACCUAUUUAUAUACUUGAUUUUUCCGGCUUCUUUUUGGUUAUCCUGCAUGUAGCCACAUUCAGACACCUGAACGUCAAUUACCUUUGCUACUGGUAAAAACCUACAUAUAUUAAAAAUAUUAAUUGAAGGCCUUCUGUGCAUAGGUCAUCCUGAAUGUGACUUUUCGUAAUCUUGAAGUUGUCGAAAUAAAAUUAAUGAAUUCACCAAUGCUCCAUUACAAACACUGUAAUUAUGUCACUUCGCCAACACGUUAAGCAACAAUCAGAUUAAAAUAUCUACAUCAUUUUCAACGAUGUGUACCAUAUUUUGUGAAUAAAUGUUAUUUAGCUGUCUUAUGAG
Acanthoscelides obtectus is the source of this 3345-nucleotide messenger RNA. The record is from the annotation of a GenBank genome assembly. NCBI's taxonomy places the organism in Eukaryota, Metazoa, Arthropoda, Insecta, Coleoptera, Chrysomelidae.